UUCCCUCAAUUGUCAGGUUAAUCCAAAGAGUAACCUGGUUACCAGUAAACAACUUCAUCUCUACAUAUGUUUAUCGUGCAUAUCGAGGAGGAAACAUUGACAUGUAUUUAUUUGUUCAAUUAAUCAUAACAUCAUUAUCUCAACUGUUUUAGAUUUUUAGUAUAUAUUAAAGUGAUAUUUAUGUUGUUGUCAUUUAUAUGAGUAUCUGAAUGUUGAAAGUGCCAUCUAAAUUGUUAUUAUUGGUUAAAAAGUGCUCUUCAUAUAAUAUGCUUCAAGAUUUCUACAAUACCAAUCGUUCAUGGCAUUUAACCAAUCUCGGACGAAGCUGGCAAAACAACAGCUUUGCUCGCAAUCAAGUGCCUGAUAGGAAUCAAAGCUCUAUUAGAGGAGCUCGAAAUGGAAACAAUUGCAAUGGAAAUGUUGAAUUUUCUAUUAUGUCCUACAAUAUUCUAUCUCAAGACUUGUUAGAACAACAUAUUCAACUUUAUCAUGGUUGUCCUCGAAGUGCUCUAGACUGGCAUUCUCGGCGACAAAGAUUAGCCCGAGAAAUACAUGAAUCCAAUCCAGAUAUUAUCUGCCUUCAAGAAGUUAAUUCAAACCAUCAUGCACACUUCUACAAACCAUUUCUCAACAAUCAAGGAUAUGUUGGCUUUUAUAAAAAAAGAACUGGAUCUAAAUAUGAUGGUUGUGCCCUUUAUUAUAAAACAUCCAAGUUUACUUUAUUGGACCAUCUAGAAAUUGAAUUUUGCCGCCGUGAUCUAACUCACCUUUUAGAUCGAGAUAAUGUAGCAAUAAUCGGGGUCCUCAAACCAUCUCAAUUGAGUAACAAUCAGUCUGUUUCAAGUCGAUUAAUUGUAGCCACUACUCAUCUUCUCUUCAAUCCAGCUCGUGGUGAUAUCAAGUUGGCGCAGAUCAGGUUGCUUUUGGCUGAGCUAGAUAGAUUGAUCAAUCAAUUGAGCCCUGCCGAACAAAAUCAAUGUAAUGUUAUUCUUUGUGGGGACAUGAACUCUCAACCUGACUCACCAUUUUAUAAGUUCAUCACUGAAGGUUACUUGAAUACUUCGGGAUAUUUCUCUGGAGACAUCUCUGGACAGGAUUUGAAGCAAGGCCGUCCUUGUCGUCCUUGUGAUCUUAAUCUAACUGGUAUCAAUCGUUCAACACAAUUUGUUGAGAUCGAUAAAAGUAUCGAUUCCGUAAAGAACGACAAUAAUUGGAGGAGCUCAAAUAAAAAAAGUGAUAAAAGGGACGAAAAUGGUAUCAAGCAACUUAGACGAGAAGAUUUUCUCUGGGAGGAAAAAAAUGACAAAGAUGAAGUUAAUGAGUCGUCUUCCAUAUCUCAUAAUUUCAAAUUUUCAUCAGUCUAUCCAACACAAGAUAAUUUUAACUUACCAUUAGUCACUACUCACCAUGAAAAGGGUUCUUGUAUGGUUGAUUACAUCUUUUAUACCAAAUCAAGCAAUCUGAAACUUUUAGGUUAUCAAAGAUUAUUGAACAGUAACCAGAUAGAUAGAAUAGGAUUCCUUCCAAACAAUUUUCUUGGUUCCGACCAUUUGUCUCUCCAUGCAAAAUUUUUGCUAAAAAAUAAAGCCAAAGUCCAUAACCAUUAGUAACAUAUUUGACCAGCAACCAUUGUUCAAUUUAGUCAAGUUUCCACUGACUUAAAUGAUUAACGAACCUAGAUUUCACCUCAUUUUCUUAAAACAUGAUUCAGCUAACAGAAUCACUGCAAUCUGCUUGACCAAGAGAAAUAAAAACAAACAUUAUUUUUCUGGUUGACCCUUUUAUAUGAAUACAAUGUAUUACAAUUGUAAAACACUGUAAUAUAAUCAAACAUUUUGUACAUAUUAACAAUAAAACAUUGAUGAAUAAAAAAUAAGUGUCCAAGUGUUAUUAA
Tetranychus urticae (two-spotted spider mite) is the source of this 1894-nucleotide messenger RNA. Its product is annotated as RNA 2',3'-cyclic phosphatase ANGEL2-like. Lineage: Eukaryota; Metazoa; Arthropoda; Arachnida; Trombidiformes; Tetranychidae. The record is from RefSeq and is a predicted model, not a curated record. Gene Ontology annotation, molecular function: 3'-5'-RNA exonuclease activity.